Molecule: messenger RNA, 2046 nt
Organism: Petromyzon marinus (sea lamprey)
Lineage: Eukaryota; Metazoa; Chordata; Hyperoartia; Petromyzontiformes; Petromyzontidae
Biological process (GO): chondroitin sulfate proteoglycan biosynthetic process; carbohydrate metabolic process
Cellular component (GO): Golgi membrane
Molecular function (GO): galactosylgalactosylxylosylprotein 3-beta-glucuronosyltransferase activity
Source: RefSeq, a predicted model, not a curated record
CCACUACCCCCCACUCCCCCCACUCCCCCCUCCCAUCUCCCUCUGUUCCAUCUUCGCAUAUUCUCGCCCUUGCCCCAGCGUGCUGCGUGGGCUACCUGGGCGAGGACCUGCUUUGUCUUUGUGACGGAAUCGAUUUCUGUCGGAAUGGCCAAACACUGAGGGGCCCUGCUUGAGAGGCCUUGGAAAAGAUGCCGCUGCCGUCUCCUCCCCCGUCGCCCCUCCUCCCCGCGCGUCACCGCGGGGGCGUGGCCUCCUGGGGCGCCUCCAGAGCCCCCUGGCGCGCGGCCAACCCCAGGGGCGUGGCCAGAGGGGUGCCCGGGGGCGCGGUCGCUCCCGGGGGCGUGGCCAGAGCGGUGCCCGGGGGCGUGGCCGCCGCCGAAACCGGGGGCGGGCGUCUCGGGGGCGCUUCCAGGGGAGGUGCCGGGGGCGUGGCCGCCGGCGCGGCCGCUCAUCCCGCGGGGGGCGUGGCGUGGACGGGCCACGCCCCCCGCCUGUCACGUGCCCGGGCGGUGUUGACGGCGCUGAUGAUCGCCGUCCCGUGGACGAUGCUGGCGAUGAGUUGGAGUCAGGGCGAUGGUGGAGGGGUCGGCGGCGGUGGUGGUGGUGGUGGUGGCGGCGGUGGCUACGGCUCCUCAACACUGCCGCGGCCUGCCGCUCACCACGCCGACGACAUCGUCACGUCAGUGCCGCAGCACGUUCGCCACCAUCAUCAUCAGCAGCCAGCAUCAUCAUCAUCAGCAGCAGCAUCAUCAGCAGCAGCAGCAGCAUCAUCAUCAGCAGCAGCAGCAGCGCCCUGUCAAUUCCCGACCUCUGGCAAUGCUGCUGCUGAUGAUGAUUCUGCUGCUGAUGAUGCUGACGAUGCUGCUGCUGAUGAUGAUGCUGCUGAUGAUGCUGCUGCUGCUGAUGCUGCUGCUGGAUUCUUGACAAGGAGAAUCAAGAAGCGGAAAGCGCUGAAAGAGCUUUUCAUGCGAAUGCGCUAUCCUGUCGCUGAUGAUGAUGAUGCUGCUGAUGAUGAUGAUGAUGGCGGUUAUGCUGAGGACGAGGCCGCUGAUGGCGAUGAUGAUGAUGAUGUUGACGAUGGUGAAGGGGGAUAUGGACAGAAUCGGCUACACAGGCACAGGCGCAGCUGGUCCCACUGGAAUCCGCGUCUGCCGGUGAUCUUUGCCGUGACCCCCACGUACGCCCGCGCCGUGCAGAAGGCGGAGCUGACCCGUCUCUCCCACACCCUGGCGCUGGUGCCCAACCUCCACUGGCUGGUGGUGGAGGAUGCCGAGUCGCCGACCCAGCUCGUCAAACACCUCCUCAGCAGGGCCGCGAGGCGCCUGCCGCUCACUCACCUCUACGUGGAGACGCCUCCACAUUACAGGCUCAUGGCCAACAGGAGCCACCUUCGCUUCCCGCGGGGAACUCUUCAGCGCAACGCCGCCCUCAAGUGGCUGCGGGACGUCUACGGCAGCUUCAACUCGUCACCGCCCCCGCCCGAUGGAGUCGUCUACUUUGCUGACGAUGACAACACCUACAGCCUGGAUGUGUUCAGAGAGAUGCGCUCCACCCUCACGGUGUCCGUGUGGCCCGUGGCGUUUGUGGGAGGGCUCCGUUUUGAGUCACCCGCGGUGGGCGCGGACGGCCGAGUCCACGGUUGGCGCACCGUCUUUGAUCCCCGGAGGCCCUUCGCGAUAGACAUGGCCGGCUUCGCCAUCAACCUGCGCCUGCUGUUAGACAAACCCGACGCCUACUUCAAGUUCCAGGGCGUCAAAGGCGGUUACCAAGAGUCCAGCCUCUUACAGCAGCUGGUGUCACGUGACCUGUUAGAACCACGUGCCUCUAACUGUACCAAGGUGCUAGUCUGGCACACUCGUACCGAGCGGCCGUCCUUCAUCUACGAGGGGAAGCGUGGAUUUACAGACCGCAGCGUGGAAGUGUGAAGCAACAACAACAUCAACAUCAUCAUCACCAACAUCAACAUCAUCAACAUCACCAUCAUCAUCAUCAACAUCACCAACAUCAACAUCACCAUCAUCAUCAUCAACAUCACCAACAUCAACA